AUGACUAAUGAAUAUGAAGAUAUGGACACAAAUGAGUUCCAAGGGAUUAACGAUUUUCAAGAAAAAAAUAGACACUUGAAAACAUUCGUCGCAAUGCAGGAUGCGAUUUGGGAUGGUUCUCAUAAAAAUAAUAAAAAUAAAAUAUUGUUUGAUCCGACUCUGAGAGAAAAACUUGUUAAUAAUAUUGUGAACUUCGUGGAAAAACAUAAGUUCGAUGGUAUCGACCUCCAAUCGCAAUAUCUAACUCAAGAGAAUGCAGAUGAUUCUGAUAAGCAGAAUUUCGUUUUACUCUUGAAGGCACUUAAAGAAAAGUUCGAUAAAAAGGGUUUAAUUUUAGCUUUAGCAGUUGAAGGCAUAGAAUCAAUUGCUGAGAGAUAUGAUAUUAAAGGAAUAUCGAAGUAUGUAAGCUUUAUAAAUUUGAGAGCUUACAAUUUACACGGAGAUCUUUACACAAAUGGAAAAAUACUGAAAUCUGGUCAUCUUGCUCCACUGUACCAUUCAUCCAGAGAAAAUGUGGCGGAUCAAAACCUGAAUGUUGAUUCCAUUGUGAAAUACUGGAUUUCGAAAGGUGCUCCGCCAAACAAGUUAAUACUAGGAACUACUUUCAAGGGAAUGUCCUAUACUUUAGUCAAUGCCAACGAAGUUGGCAGGGAUCCACGAUUUGUCGAUGAUGUGAAAUAUAGGUCAUCAACGACAAGCUAUAUGGAUACUUGCCCAAAUGAAAAAAAUCCUGGAUGGAAACUAAUCUACGACAAAGAACAACAGGUUCCAUAUAUCUACCAAGGGAAGGAUGUGAUUGGCUAUGAAAAUGUUGCCUCCAUCAAGAAAAAGGCUGAAUAUGCUAUGAGUAUGAACCUCGCUGGUGUAUUCGUGGAUAGUUUAGAAGACGAUGAUUUCAUUGGAGCCUGUGGAGGAGGGAAGUACCCACUUCUGAAGACUGUGAAGCAAGUCCUCAAAAAAUGUUAA
Belonocnema kinseyi is the source of this 966-nucleotide messenger RNA. RefSeq names its product probable chitinase 10. Gene Ontology annotation, molecular function: chitinase activity; chitin binding. The transcript has 4 exons. Gene Ontology annotation, cellular component: extracellular region. Gene Ontology annotation, biological process: chitin catabolic process; carbohydrate metabolic process. The record is from RefSeq and is a predicted model, not a curated record. NCBI's taxonomy places the organism in Eukaryota, Metazoa, Arthropoda, Insecta, Hymenoptera, Cynipidae. The coding region runs from base 1 to 966 and encodes 321 amino acids.